AUGCCCAGACCAGAAGAGAAUCCCUCUCUUCCCUCCAGCAGAGGCAGCAGGCCUGAUUCUGACACCACUGUAGCUCCAUUAGCUUCCCUGGAGUUACUCCUGGUGCCAAGUGACUGGGCUGCGAAAGCCGUUAAGGAAGAAGGGCCAGGAGAGGACCAUACCAAGGAGCUUGAGGCCCCCUGCGUGCUGGCAGGGAAGCCCUACAAGAGCCCUCUGACCCCCGGGAGCCAGCCAGGGACCGGGCGGGACGCUCCCACUGAGUGUAUCAGGGCCCCUGGGAAGCAAACCGUCAGGGCCUCCCAGCCGAGGAGCCCCGCGGGGGAGCUGGCGUUGGCCUGUGGCGACUGCGGGUGGCGGUUUGGAGAUGUGGCAUCCCUGGGCGAGCAUGAGGAAAGCCACGUGGCGGAGCGCACCUUCAUCUGCACGGACUGUGGCAAGAGCUUUGGGCGGCACGCCACCCUGGUGGAACACCAGCGCGGCCACACAGCGAAGAGCGUCUUCAUCUGCACCAACUGCAGCAAGAGCUUCACCCACAAGGCGGCGCUCACCGUGCACCAGCGCACCCACGUCCGCCAGCGCCCCUACCGCUGCGCCCAGCGUGACGGUGCCCACAGCUCCCACGCCGAGCUGGCCGCCCAUCCGCAGGCCCCCGCUGGGCCAGCUGUAGCCUCGGAGGAAGGUGCUGAGCCGACCACGCCCCUGCGAGCCCCUGAGGCUGAGAAGCCCUUCCCCUGCAUCGACUGCGGCGACAGCUUCCGCUCGCACCCCGCCCUGCUGAGCCACCAGCGCAUCCACGCCGAGGAGCGGCCUUACAAGUGCACCAAGUGUGGCAAGUGCUUCUGCUUCCACGCCGAGCUGGCGUCGCACCAGCUGUGCCACCCCAAGGAGCGCUGGUUCCUGUGCGGCACCUGCAAGCAGCGCUUCAGCUCCAAGACCGACCUGAUCCUGCAUGAGCGCACCCACCCUGAGUCCAAAUGGUGCCUGUGCGCCGACUGCGGCAAGAUCUUUCCCUGCCAGGCUGACCUCAGCCGGCACCAGGCCAGCCAUGCCGCCAAGGUGCACGCCUGCCCUGAGUGCGACAAGGCCUUCAGCUACCUGACCGAUCUCAUCGUGCACCAGCAGUCGCACGCCGAGACGCUCGUCUCCUGCAACAAGUGCAGCAAAAGCUUUGGCUCCUGCACCGACCUCCUGAUUCACCAGCGCGUGCACAGCGACAGCCAGUCCUUCACCUGCACCCAGUGUGGCAAGGCCUUCGGCUCCCGCACCAGCCUCAUCACACACCAGCGCUCGCACGCCGAGAGGCUCGUCUACUGCAACAAGUGCGGCAAGAGCUUCGGUGCCCGCACCGACCUCCUGAUUCACCAGCGUGUGCAUGGUGAGAGCCGGUCCUUCACCUGCACCCAGUGCGGCAAGGCCUUUGGCUCCCGCACCGACCUCAUCAUGCACCAGCGCAGCCACCGCGACCGCCAGUCCUACUCGUGUGCCGAGUGUGGCCGCGUCUACAGCAACCAGUCCUACCUGGUGGCCCACCAGCGCCUCCACACCGGGGAGAAGCCGUACAAGUGUGCCGAGUGCGGGCGCAGCUUCAGCCACAAGUACCACCUGGGCAGGCACCAGCGGACACACGUAGGGGGUACCCCGCCCGUGUACUGA
Messenger RNA from Gopherus evgoodei (Goodes thornscrub tortoise), 1653 nucleotides. Its product is annotated as zinc finger protein OZF-like. The record is from RefSeq and is a predicted model, not a curated record. Lineage: Eukaryota; Metazoa; Chordata; Testudines; Testudinidae. The transcript has 2 exons. Bases 1 to 1653 code for a protein of 550 amino acids.